GAGGGGGGAAAAGACAUUAUUUUUUCUCCUCUAUGUUCUUUGAAAAGCAAGGCAACAGCAUCUUUAGACAAGGUGUGCUCUUGCAUAAAUUUAAGUGGAAGAGACAAAGAAACCAUGCCACCAGCAGCAUCGGAGAACAAAACUGAAAGCACCAAGCAGUGAGAAUUCAGUCCAGGGAAUCUGGGGGGAAGAAAAAGCAAACUGGCAAGCAGAGAUCAGGCAGGAAAUAACUCAUGUGAAAAAGGAUACAGAAAAUUCAGUGUUUAUGUCAUUUUCGCAGCAGCAUCACCGUAUGAAAACUCUGUUCUGAAAUUUCCGUCAGGAAGUGACGAGCACUACGAUUAAGAUCCACACGACAUCUCCAGUGCUGCAGCUUCUCAGUUACCUCCCUGGGAAACGAACACCUCCCCUUUCCGCAGCGAGAUCAGCACCGGGAGAGAAAAAAACCUACCUAAGCAACAUCCCGAUGGGAAUAACCGUCCAAAACAUCACAGGAAACACCGCAAUGGUAAUUUGGCCAAAAAUGGCCAGUUGUGCCGACAGCUUUUACAGCGUCAUGUACCACCCUAACUGGAACAGCAUGCUCUCGAGUUACUCGAGAAAGAGCUUUCAGAAGGAAGAGAGAGUGCCCACCAGUCGCUCCUCCUUUGUUGUUGAAAACCUAACUCCACUGACAACAUACACCCUGUGCGUCACCUGCCAGUCCGCAAACCCCUCCAGCGACCAGUGCAGAGUUUUUAACACGCUGGAACGAGACCCGGCAUCCGUGAGCAACACCAAGAAAGAGCUGGCGCUGGGCAUCUGGCUCGCCAGCGGCGUCCUGCUCCUCAUCAUCGCCACAAUCCUCCUCUACGGCUGCCUGCACCUCCUCUGCCGCAGGAGACGCGAGCGUUUGCAAGGGCGAAACGGGACCUCCGAACAAGACCAUGGGAAGGUGUGGACCAAAAGCGCGGUGUACGCCUUGGAGGAGCUCGGCAGGCAGAGCCAACUGAUGCAGAACACCGAGGAAAACCAUCCAGGUGGCAUUCAGCUGGCCACAAUCAUAGAGAAUCCUGCAGCACGCAAGGAGCCCAUCAUGCCAACUUCCAAAAGCCGAGAACGAGUGCCAACGACAGGACAGUGCUCUGCUAUAAAUUAG
Messenger RNA from Fulmarus glacialis (Northern fulmar), 1138 nucleotides. Its product is annotated as fibronectin type III domain-containing protein 9-like. NCBI's taxonomy places the organism in Eukaryota, Metazoa, Chordata, Aves, Procellariiformes, Procellariidae. Gene Ontology annotation, molecular function: protein binding. The record is from RefSeq and is a predicted model, not a curated record. Bases 467 to 1138 code for a protein of 223 amino acids. The transcript has 2 exons.